Molecule: messenger RNA, 3025 nt
Organism: Syngnathus acus (greater pipefish)
Lineage: Eukaryota; Metazoa; Chordata; Actinopteri; Syngnathiformes; Syngnathidae
Gene: mmp14a
Product: matrix metallopeptidase 14a (membrane-inserted)
Exons: 11
Coding region: 195-1880 (561 amino acids)
Biological process (GO): extracellular matrix organization; collagen catabolic process; skeletal system development
Cellular component (GO): extracellular matrix
Molecular function (GO): metalloendopeptidase activity; zinc ion binding
Source: RefSeq, a predicted model, not a curated record
AAAAGAAGAAGAAAACACCACAGGCACAUCUGGAGGAGGACCCAAAGGCUCCUCCAUCACUCCGCUCUGACCACGUCCACACACUCUUUCGCAUUUGACUCGGUCCGGUCCGGCUUCAAGACUCCCACGGCUUGCUUUUACUUGGCUCAUCGGGAAGACCUCGGGAUUUGCGCCAGUCGGAGAAGAAGAAGAAAAUGUUGCCGCUCUUGGUGGUCGCCUUGGCCUGCGCCAUCCGCUGCUUUUCCGUCACGGCAGAUGUGUUGAGAGCAGAGGCGUGGCUUCAGCAAUACGGCUACCUGCCCCCCGGCGACGUCCGAGCGCAGGCCCUGCGCUCGCCCCGCUCGGUGGAGACGGCCGUCGCGGCCAUGCAGAGGUUCUACGGCUUGACCGUCACCGGCUCCAUCGACACCAACACCUUAACGGCGAUGAGCCGUCCACGAUGCGGAGUUCCGGAUAAAUUUGGGGCGGAGCUCAAAAGUAACCUGAGGAGAAAGCGCUACGCGGUGCAAGGAUUGAAGUGGGACAAGUCGGAGGUGACUUUCAGUAUCGAGAAUUACACGCCAAAAGUGGGCGAGCGCGCCACCUACGAGGCCAUCCGGAAGGCCUUCAAAGUGUGGGAGGACGCCAUCCCGCUCACUUUCAGGGAGAUUCCGUACAGCCACAUCCGGGGCAAGGUGGACAAAUACGCCGACAUCAUGCUCUCCUUCUCGGAGGGCUUCCACGGCGACAGCACCCCGUUUGAUGGCGAAGGCGGCUUCCUGGCUCACGCCUACUUCCCCGGUCAAGGGAUGGGCGGGGACACGCAUUUUGACCUCGCCGAGCCCUGGACGACGGGGAACGUGGACCAGGGCGGGAACGACGUUUUCCUGGUGGCCGUCCAUGAGCUAGGUCACGCUCUGGGUCUGGAGCACUCCAACAACCCCUCUGCCAUCAUGGCGCCCUUCUAUCAGUGGAUGGACACUGACAACUUCCAGCUUCCGGAUGACGACCGCAGAGGCAUCCAAGCCAUUUAUGGGACCGAGACAGGCGGUCCUCCUCCGCCGCCGAGACCCACAAAGUCGUCCAACCCCAAGAGACCAGAACACGGUCCGGACAUCUGCGAGGGACACUUUGACACCAUCGCCAUUCUCAGAGGCGAAAAGUUUGUCUUCAAGGACCAGUGGUUUUGGCGCGUGCGCAACAACAAGGUGCUUCCGGGCUACCCGAUGCCCAUCGCUCACUUCUGGAAGGGCCUGCCUUCCAACAUCAACGCCGCGUACGAGCGGGACGACGGCAAAUUUGUCUUCUUCAAGGGUGACAGGUACUGGGUCUUCAGCGAAUCCACAAUGGAUAAGGACUCUCCCAAGAGCCUCCGAGACAUGGGGAGCGGUCUGCCGCAAGAUAGAAUGGACGCGGCGCUCUUCUACACCCCCACGGGCCAGACCUACUUCUUCAGGGGCACAAAGUACUACCGCUUCGACGAGAGGACUCGCACAGUGGACAGCGGCUACCCCAAGCCCAUCGGCACGUGGAGCGGCGCUCCGGACAACAUCAAGGCGGCCAUCAUGAGCGAGGACGGCUCGUACACCUACUUCUACAAAGCCAACAAGUACUGGAAGUUCAACAACCAGUACAUGAAAGUGGAGUCGGGCUACCCCAAGUCUGCGCUGAGCCACUGGAUGGGCUGCGAGGGGGAGGAGCCCAAGAAGGGUCGCAAAGAGGAAGUGAUCAUCCUGGAGGUGGACGAGGCCGGGGGCGGCGUCGGGCCGGCGGCCGUGGUGAUCCCGCUCCUCCUCUUGGUCCUGGUGGUGGUCACCCUGGGGGCGCUGUUGUUCUUCAGGAAAUACGGCACGCCCCGCCGCCUCCUCUACUGCCAGAGGUCACUUCUGGACAAGGUCUAGGCAGCGGCUACCCACGGACUACCGCAGAGCGACCCGAACAGGAGCGAGCAAGGGCCAGUUGGAGGUGGGAACCGAGAGACGGAACGGCGCAAGCACUGACGAGAGACAGACGGAUGGACGCUCGGUCCAAACAUUUGGGGGGUUUCCACGUAGAAACCAAAACCCGCUGUAUUUCUAUGCUAUCUAUUUACAUUAAGAACAGAAAAACAAACAACAAACAAUGACUUCCUAGAUCUCUUGCUCAUAUUCCUUUUUUUGUUUGUUUUUUAACGCCCUGAGAUACACUACUCCCAAAAAGUUGAUGAAUGCACAAUAAGUCAAGUUGUUUCGACUCGACACGUGGCAGGUUUCAAACAGACGUCGCGGCGAGAGGGAAGCGGCCGCCGAGCUUCGUUCAGGUGGAAUCGGUAGCUCGCUAACAAACAAACGCGUGGAUCACCCGGCGGCUCGGAAGACAAGGCAGCUAUCCACAAAGUCCAAUUAGGUCCGCCUCCAAAGGUGCCUUUUCACUUGAUCCUGACUUGUUUGGGAGUAGUGUUUGUUUAGUGGACGGGUUUGGCCGAACUGCUGUUUGAUUGCAAGCCAUCCAAAUCCACGCCACAGUUGCCAAAGACAUUGCAGAUAACCGCAGGGAUGCAUCUUUUCCACAUUUUCCCUUGUUGUUUUUCUGUAUCCGCACAAGUUAAGGUGGGACGAGUCGGGUCGGUCCGGUCCGACAAUUUGGUUCUCUUCGUCUCUGCACAGAGACGGACGGGGAUCAGCAGACAACAAUACGGUGCAAUCAGUAUUAAGGGAUUUUUUUUUUUCUUCUUCCUUGUAAAUGAUCGCUCGCUGCAUUGGUGUUAUUAUUUUUAUUCCAAGUACGUAUGUUCUCAUCGUUGGCUAUUUGGUCUGCAUGUGUUCAUUGUCAAUUACGAGUCCUGCUGGACAGAGGCGCAGCGUGACAAUGAUCGAGCAAGUAAGCAACAAUCUGGGUUUGCUGAUUGUUAGUGCAAACCUUUUUCCCAGACAUUAGCUCGUGAUCAUCCAUGCUAUUUAUGAACACAUGGGGCUGAGUUUCUUCAAAGCAAAAUCAAAAGUGAUUUGGAAUGACCAUACUGAUAUUUAUAAUGAUGAGUGUAUCAAUAAAAGCCAACGAGCUUGUU